Lineus longissimus is the source of this 4024-nucleotide messenger RNA. Its product is annotated as zinc finger protein 667-like. The record is from RefSeq and is a predicted model, not a curated record. Gene Ontology annotation, biological process: regulation of transcription by RNA polymerase II. The transcript is spliced from 3 exons. Lineage: Eukaryota; Metazoa; Nemertea; Pilidiophora; Heteronemertea; Lineidae. The coding region runs from base 183 to 2756 and encodes 857 amino acids. Gene Ontology annotation, cellular component: chromosome. Gene Ontology annotation, molecular function: chromatin insulator sequence binding.
GAAGUACCAAAAUAAAAAUAAAAUUUAUUGGCGAUUUUAUCAAAUAAAUGUCAAUCGUCGGUGCCCAGAAGCUCUAUAAUUUCAGGGCAGGCAUGAGUGUCCUUGGCCAUGAAUCCUUUGAAGAAUGAAAAUGAUUUCGUGCCACUCCAUUGUGAGUAAUAUCUAGGCUAGUAGCAGUUGCCAUGGAAGUGGAAAAAUUUGCAGCCCUCACAGGACUAUCGAAAUCAGGUCAACAAGGUCCAGAAACACGAAGUGAUGUGAUUGUGAAUGAAGACAAGAUGUCAGCAGUGGGCACAGAAGGUGCUUGUAAAUCGAACUCCAAGGCUGCUGGAAAUGAUACCUCAGAAAGUUUCGGAGAUAACGCUGAUGUGAGGAAAGGGACAGAAUGUCAUGAAGAUAGAAGGCGCUCUCAUCAAAAUGAAACAUUGGAAACCGCUGAGUCUGAACAAUCUUCAUCUGACUCUGAAUCUAUGGUUGAUGAACUGUCACCAAAACCAACCCCAUCAGUCGUAGAUGUGCAUGAACAAAAUAGUUGCUCUGAUAGUGAUUUUAGUGAGGCGAGUCGUAAUCCGGAGAACAGUGAUUCUGAGCAAGUAGGCUGGUGUGCAAACCCUAAGGAUCGACUAAGCCCUGGUGUCGAUAACCUGAAUUUAGCUACCUUGACUGACGAGGACAAUACACAGGUAAGUGAGGACAAUAUACAGGCGCGUGACGACAGUACACAGGCACAUGAAGAUGGUACACAGACAGGCAAGGACGAGCAUUCAGAGGAUAGACAGGGGAAGAAAUGCCAAACUGUUUCCAUUUCCCCGAAUAAAUCUAUGAGUUGUCGAAAAUGUGAAGAAAAAUUUUCAAAACCUUCUCUGUUAGAUUUGCAUUAUAAAGAUGUUCAUGGUAUGGAUGCACCGUACCAGUGCUGGAGGUGUUCUUUCCAGACAGCAGAGUAUCUCGCCAUGGAGCGUCAUAUGGAUGCAUGCACUGAGCCACUUCACUGCGUGGAGUGUGGAGACAUGUUUGAUAACGCACAGAUGCUUUUAGAGCAUAAGAUUGAGGAGCAUUCGAAAGAUCCGAUUCUGAAGAUCAAGAUUCCAAAAGUGAAGUUAUUGGAUGGGAGACGGAAGAGGGUCAGAGGACAGCGCUCCAGUUCGAGGCUGGAGAAUGCUACAGCAAAGCGGGUGACGUACCUAGAGGAAGAUAUUGAAGAGGAGGAAGAGGGCGAAGAGCAUGAGAUUGUUCCACCACUAAAGCUCAGGACACCAAAGGUUCAGAAAACAAGGUCUAAAAAGAGAAGGGGGAAAACAAAAUCGGUACCGGAUCUAGCUGAGCCGAAACACGAAGAUAGUACUUCUGGAACUCUUUACCUGUGUCCGCGGACCGACACAGAUUGUUCUUUUCAGACAAUGAAUAUGAAUAACUUGAUGAGUCAUUUACGUUGCCACGAGGACGGGACAGUUUAUGCGUGUCCGUACAAAGAUGGGGGGUGUACGUAUCAAACCGAAAAACGAGGAAACCUGCGAUCGCAUUUGAAGACGCACUUACGCGUUGAUGAAGACCGUUAUAAAUGUGAGGCAGAGUCUUGUGACUUUAAAUGCAAUAAGAACUACUUGUUAGUCCGCCAUAAAAAAAGUGUUCAUGGAUUCCAAGAAAAACGUGACUUCGAGUGUGAAAUUUGCAAUAAGAAAUUCACACGAAAUCAGCGAUUGCAAAUGCAUCUCCGCAUUCAUGCAAAUGAAUCGCCCUACAUUUGCGACCAAUGUGGAAAAACAUUUGCCUCAAAACAGUGGUUGAACGUCCAUUUGAAAAUCCACCACGGGACGGAAAAAUACAUUUGCGAGACAUGCUCGAAAUCAUUCCCUGCGAAAACUUACUUGGCCAAGCAUCGCAAAACACAUGAAGAGGCGAAAAAGUUUUUGUGUGACGUUUGCCCCAAGGCUUUCAAGCGUUCAGAUCAUCUUCAGUGCCAUAAAAGAAUGCACACAGGUGAAAAACCUUUCCUGUGCAACCAGUGCGGAAAGACAUUCAAGCAAAUUUGCGGACUUCAAGCGCACAAAAAAGUCCACUCAGGCGAGAAACCAUAUGUUUGCACUGUGUGUGCAAAGGCCUUCACGUAUAAUAGUAGUUUGAGGGGUGGGUUGUGUAACUUUUGUCGUUCGGCUGGGGCAAAGGCCAAAGCGGACAUCUUAAAUGACGCAACUAUUGCGACUGUGACAAAGUUUUCUGAGUCCAGGCAUUCGAAAGGUGACACAAGGUUUGUAAACGUGCCAAUAUUUGCUGAAGCUGGCCAUUUGAAGGAUGAGGAUGUGUUUACAACUGCUCCAAAGUUUACUACACCAAAUGUUUUGAAAGGUGAUGCUAAUUUUUCAAAUUCUCAGAGGUUUGGUGCCAGACAGGAGACUACAAAAGGUGGCACUAUGAUUGAAACUGCUCCUAAAUUUAGGAGACCAACCUUUAUGAGAGCUGACAAGUGUGCUGAUCAAGAUGAUUUCAGAAAUGAACCUACAUUUACAACCGGUCAAAAGUUUGCCAAUCAGGGGACAUCAAAAGGUGGUACCACAUUUCUAACAGCUCCCAAGUUUGAAAACACAAUGAACUUUGAUUAUUUACCUGGCGCAACUGUGAAAAAUUUAGCAGCACCACCCAAGUAUGACACUGGUCCAAAUUUCCCACACCCCAACUAUCAAAUGGGACCUAAUCCAAUGCAGUUGGCAGCUGCUGCCGCUGCUAACUUCAUGCCACCGAACAUGCAAUAUCAAUGAGAAAACGGUGAGAAAGAUGGUGCUACGAACUGAGAUGCUAAAUGAAGAGGGAGGAAGAAUGGUCUCUUUGGAUGUCGGGAUGUACCAAAUAUGGCCUGGAUUUUUGGUAUAGACAUCAUUCGUUUAGCAGGAUUUGAGAAUUGCCAAUUUAACCUCUUGAAUCCCAGUGACCAACCAGUCGGUCAUUUUGAAAUAAAGUUUUUUCCCAAUGGCUGACAGGUCGGUGUCGGUGAUAUUUUAUUCCCUUGAUCUGCAACGCUAUUUUAUUGCUUGUUUUAGCGUGUUUGAUGUACAGUAGGGUCAGUUAGAGCAUGCCUGGGUAGAUGGCGCCUCGGUACCGGACUUUGGCGGUUGUAUGCAGACGCUAUACAUCGUGAAAGUCAGACCCAAUUUCGCAACCACGUGACCACCCUGGGAUCCCGGGAUUUUCAAGUUUUGGGAUUAAAGAGGUUUAAAAAUGUCGAGUUUGCCUAUUUUGAUUCAACGCUAUCAUUAGAACAUUUUGACAGGACACUGAAAACCAAUCAUUGGAGAUCACUGCUAGUUUAAUUCGAUGCUUGCUAAAAAUAGCAGGUUAUUGUGGUUGAUGUAAUCAAUGAUUUUUAUUUACAUAUAUGUAUGUAUCUAUGUUUUCUAAAUAAACUUUGAAAAGAGUGUGCCAGCCAUCAAGGGAGAAUACAGGGAGGAUUCGGUGAGCCAGAUUUAUGAAUUUUAGGAAUAUGCCAGUAGGCAUCUCCACUACAAAGGUCACCUUGAUGGAGACCAUCAAUUUGACCUGCUUUCAGCUCCCGCCUCUAGGCUCCAUUUGACCUGAAUAUUUUAGUGUUUACUAGCGUUUUUAAAAGGAAAAUCUUUACAAAAAUGUGUAGGUUUGCCAAAGGGCUACGCAGAAGGUUUCCUUUGUACAUGUACAACAUUGCAGAAACAUGGAUUAUAUAUAGGCGAGCAUAAAUGAAGUAGUGCAGCUGUCAAUGUGAACCUUGUACUCCCUCCCUCAGGCAAUCGCCACCUAGUUUUAACCUUGAAGUUUGCUCCAGGGUCAGGAUUUGACACUUAUUCACUUGGGACUUUAGAUGAAAUCAUCAGGGUUUCACAACAUAUUCUUUAUAUCAUUUUCCAAUAGUUCUAAAUGAUUAAUGGAGGGGGGGGGGUAUACAUUCAGGGUAUCCAUUGACUGCUGCAAAACAUUUGGUGAAAUUCAUGUAAUGAUUUAUCUGUAUUUAUCUGUAAAUAUAGUCAAGGACGAAGCUUGAUGAAGUUAUACAUAA